CGAAGCACUCCGGCGCCCCCAAAGUGCCAUCGCCUCAUGCUUCAAAGGUCUACAAAACCAAAACUCGACCACCUCCCACAAUUACCCUGCGUCCCAAUCCCCGUUCCGUUAAAACCACACUAGCGAAAGCGCCGCAAACACACACUUACACGAACGAUGGGUUCCGUCCUCCAGAAGAAGAAGCGCCGCUCCGGCCGCCAGAAAGUCAAGAUGCCCAACCGUCCCAAGAAGCUCCUGAACCCGCUUGGCAACGACCUUAUCGCGAAGAACUGGAACAAGAAGGAGACCCUGACGCAGAACUACCGCCGCCUCGGCCUCACGGCGCGGCUCAAGGCCCCGACGGGCGGCGUCGAGAAGAGGCUCUCCCAGCUCGAGUCGUCGUCGGCCAAGCCCCGCGACCCGCUCGCCAUCGCCUCGGCCGAGGAGGCCGUCUUCGAGGAGGCCCGCGUCGAGCGCGAUGCCGACGGCAAGAUCGUCAGGAUCCACUACGGCAGCGACAGGCGGAGCAACCCGCUCAACGACCCGCUCAACGCCCUCGACAGCGACGCCGAGGACGGCGGGCCGGACGGCGGGCCGGACGGCGAGGAGGGGGAGGAGGAGGAGGGGUGGGGCGGCAUCGACGACGAGAGCCGGCCCGAGGUCAUCCGCCUGCUCGAGAAGGAGGCCGCGCGGCCCACGGUCAAGAAGCCGCGGCACAUGAGCCAGCAGGAGCGCGAGUGGCUCGAGAGGCUCGUGGCGAGGCACGGCGACGACGUCGCCGCCAUGGCCCGCGACCGGAAGCUGAACCCCAUGCAGCAGACGGAGGGCGACAUCGCCCGCAGGAUCAAGAGGCUCACAGGGAAGGCUUAAUGGGAAGGGGAUAUAUAUAUGUGUAUAUAUCCAUGGAAAAGAAGGCGGGAAAAAAAGUCAAACGGUUCGAAGGGGGGAAAGAUGACAAGAAAUUACUUCGCCGUGGAGGAGUGCAACGUUGCAUGUAAAAGGGGAGGGGGGGAGGCUGCUUUUCAAAAAGGAAACAAGAGAGCGCCUGGCUUCAGAGGAUUCCGUCGCGUCCCCUUUUAUCGAGGAGUUAUGGCGUUUUAGAACAAUUCUGCAUACAAAAA
Molecule: messenger RNA, 1100 nt
Organism: Colletotrichum navitas
Lineage: Eukaryota; Fungi; Ascomycota; Sordariomycetes; Glomerellales; Glomerellaceae
Product: ribosome biogenesis protein Nop16
Exons: 2
Coding region: 157-849 (230 amino acids)
Biological process (GO): ribosomal large subunit biogenesis
Cellular component (GO): nucleolus
Source: RefSeq, a predicted model, not a curated record